GCCGAUAGCAUGCUGCCAGAAACCCAGGUUUCAGCAACCGACUCACGAUACCGAGCUCUUGGAUGGCGAACUUAGUUUCCACUGACCAGCAUUCAGUCAGUUUCACAAAACAAACCACAGCAGCAAAAUCUACCAACAGAAAACAACAAAACCAUGGCGACUUGUUCAAAACUGGUAGCCAAUGAGAGAUACUUCCCAGCCCAAACCACAAAGCACUUUCUGGAAACAACCCAUGAAGUUGUCCAACGAAAGAAAGAUACCCUGUUUUCUUCCUGGUACAAUGAUAAGGGGAUCCUUACCGACACUCGUACGUUUGCAGAGGUUUGGGACCGAGCCGGGAUUAUUGCCUAUCAGCUGAAGGAAAAAUGGAACAUUCCCAAAGGAGGGAAAGUUGUGCUCUGCUAUGACUUUGGACUCCACUUCUUUGAAGUGUUCCUUGGGUGCCUGAGGGCUGGGGUGACUGCUGUUCUUGUGUAUCCACCAGCACCUCCUCUCUCUAAAUCCCUUGACAAGCUUGUAAGAGUUAUUGAUGACUGCAACCCAGCAUUGAUCCUCACAGACACAAGAAUCAAUCGGUGCCGCCAACUAGACAUGAGCAACAUGUUUUCAAAGACUAGGCAGCUCUGGCCAAGUAGCAUUGAGUUUAAAGUCACAGACAGACUGCAACACACGAAGAUGGAUGCUAGCCUUACAUCAAACUUUGAUCUGCCAGCUCAAACAGACAUUGCAUUUAUGCAGUACACAUCGGGGAGCACAGGAAUGCCCAAGGCUGUGAUGGUAUCCUACCAGAACUUGUCUCACCAGGUCAGCUUGAUUCACUACCAUUGUGAUAUGGCUUUUUGGCCUGACUGGGAAGAACGCAUUGGCUUCUCUUGGUUGCCACAGUACCAUGACAUGGGGCUUCUCAUGAAGAACCUAGCCCCCUAUGCAGCUGGUUCUCGAAUGCACAUGAUGUCUCCAAUUUCAUUCAUCAGGAACCCCGUUCGUUGGGUUGAGCUCAUGUCAAAACACAAGGUCCACUGGUGCAUGGCCCCUGACUUUUCGUUUCGUUUGGUGGCAAGGAAGUAUCGUGAACACAAGAACCCGCCGGCUUUGGACCUGUCUGGACUUUCUGGUCUGGGAUCUGCGGCAGAACCUGUUCAACCUGACACCAAAGCGAUGUUUGAAUCGGUAUUUCAGGAGCAUGGCCUCCCUGAAGACUGGUAUGGAUCUGCCUAUGGAAUGGCAGAGCAUGUUGCGGCUAUCACCAGCAGACGUGGCUAUGUUCUUUCCAAGCCACGACCAGAAGACAAUGGAAAGCAGUAUGUCUCCAACGGGAUAGUUUCCACUCAUGAGAAGCAUGUGUCUUUGAAGAUUGUUGAUCCAUCCACCUGCCAAGAAGUGGAUGAUGGUAGUACUGGCGAAGUUUGGGUGGCAAGUGAUGGUGUAGUAGUGGGCUAUUUUGGGAAGGAGGAGUUGUCCAAGGAAACAUUUCAUGCACAGCUAAAAGGAGCCAACCCAAGUGUCACCUAUUUGCGGACUGGGGACCUCGGGUUCCUACAGGAUGGAAACUUUUUUGUUUGUGGUAGGAUCAAAGAUCUGUUGAUAAUCAAUGGAGCCAACUACUAUCCUCAGGAUAUUGAGUUUGUCACUCAAGCUGCCAGCAAAGAAGUGAAACCAGGUUGUGUUGCUGCAUUUGCUACCUCAGAGAUGAGUGAUGAAUCUUCUCUAGAAGUUGUUUUUGAGGUCCGAAGCGAUGCAGCCACCAAUGCUGAAACUGUGUGCGCAGCCGUAAGGGAUGCAAUUGUUCAACGAAUUGGUCUUGUCCCAUCUAAAGUUGUGGCUAUAUCACAGAAGAUACCAAAAACUACAAGUGGCAAAAUCCAACGCCGUGCAACCAGAACUGCUCUUCACAAAGGUGGACUUGAAAUUUUACACUGCCUUGAAUCAGGAAAGUCCCAGCCAUCCACCGCAAACAAGACUCAAGACACUCCUGGGCCCCCUCAAGGUGUCACAUCAAUGACUGAUGAAGAAUACCAUCAAGCCAUUGGGUCAGUCUUUGCAUCCACACUAGGCCAUGGGGUUGAUGAAACCAUGAGUUGGGAAGAUCUAGGCCUUUCCUCAAUGGCAGCUGUGGAGCUCCAGAAUCUCUGUUCGGAACAACUUCUUUGCACCUUGCCUCCUACCUUCCAGGAUAUUUACCCAACUCCAACAGCACUACGGUCGCACCUCAUUGAGUCACGAGGGCACAUAAGCUUUCCAUCACUUCCGUCUUCCUCUUCCAGCAAAGACAAACCACUGAGUGACCUGAGUUGGUACACCCAAGCAAUUCUCCAAGGACUUGGAAUAGUGGUCCUCCUCUUGACAAUCUCAUUCACCUUUGUGCCAGCCUACCAGGUAGGAAAAGCACUAUCUUCAACAGAUGAACUCAAUGAGACUCUUGAUCAAGGGACUCGCUGGCAGUGGUUGCCCUUGGUGGUUCCAUUUUGGAUGCUGAGCUUCUCGGCAACAGUCAUCCUUUGCAAGUGGCUUGUUAUUGGCCGUUACCAAGAAAUAGAUAUUGCAAUCCCCUCAACUUACUAUGCACGCUGGUGGUUUGUGGACAGAUUGGUUCAUACUUGGGAGACCUGGAUUGGCAGCUUCUUAAAGGAUACUCCUCUUCUGUGGCUCUUUUACGUCCUCUUAGGAGCAAAGAUCCACCCAAGCGUCCAGGUGAAGGCUUUUGUCCGUGAGUUUGACCUGGUGGGGGUUGGUGCCCACAGCAGUAUUGAGCAUGACAUCAACUGCCGCCGAUUCCGUCCUUGGCUAUCAGAAGGUGAAUUAUACCUUUCCUUCCGCCCUAUUUCCAUUGGCAACAGCUGCAAAGUUCAAGGAUUGGUUGGUCUUGGGUCCAAGCUUGGCAACCACUGUGUUGUAGAGAGGCUUGCUGCGAUAGCCGAAGGAUCCCAAGUGCCAGACAAUACUUUGGUUGAAGGAAGUCCAGCAUAUGGCAGUCCCUUGCCAUCCAAGGAUAAUGACAAGCCCCUCCGAAGCAACCAAAAGCUCUGCCUUGCUGCCUUCCUGAAAAUAGCAUGGCAGAUGCUGGAGUUGUACUUUUUUGCUGCAUCUAUCUUCUUCUGCACCUGGAUUCUUGCCGGAAGGCUUCCUACGGACUUUCGAUACACGCCACUCCUCUUUUGGAUCCUUGUGCUGCUCUUGCAGACAUUGCUUUCCAUGGCAUGUACAGUCUUCUUGAAAUGGGCUUUGAUUGGAAAGGUCCAACCGGGGCCUGUGCAGUCCACACUGAUGUUGGAAAUGAGAGACUGGUUUGUGGAUUAUCGGUACAUGGUGACUCUGCAUAUAGUUGCCACAGUCUGGAGCAACUCCAAGAUCACCAAUCUAUACCUCAAAGCCCUUGGGAUGGACCUAGAUUGGAAGUCACAUGUUUUUGCAAGCUAUUUCUGCCCUUCCCAAGUUGAUUUGAUCACCGUGAAGAACUCUUUCAUUUCUGCAGCAUCCUUCCAACCCGCUCAAGAUGGAAGACUUGAUCGUAUUGAAGUUGUGAACAGCAGUCUUGGAAGGGGUGCUGUUCUAAAGGGGGGAGUCAAAGUGGACUCAACCAGAACAUUGCCUCAUUCAGUUGUCACUGGUGAUAUGAUGGGAACCGAAUGUCACAGCCUCAUGUCAACAGCAACUGCUGUGGCCACAGAAGUGUGCUACAUUGUCAUGCUGGGAGCAGUGUUUGUUAGCGCCAUUCCUGCAUAUGAAGUCUUCACAGCCAGCAUUUGGGGAAGCGGAGUGGGCCUUGGCUUUUCUGUGGUGAAGUUUGCCCUUGCCAUGCUUGUCCAAACCUUGACCUGGCUCGUCAUGUAUUGGGCAUUGCAACACGUGCUCUUUAUCACGGAUGGGAAAAUCGAAAGCUCAUCUUUGUAUGCAAUCUACCUGACCAUUUCCUACAACUUCAUGUGGGUCACAUCAUUGCUCCACUUGGCCUGUGGAACUCCCUUCAUCAAUGAAUGUAUCAGGUUCAUGGGAGCCAAGGUGGAAGGUCGUUUGAUCUUCUUUGCAGAUGAACUGUAUGAUGCUCCACAUGUGACUUUCUCUGACAAAGUUGUGGUGGAUCGCUGUGCAGUGACAGCACAUUCUGUUGUCUUUGACAAGCUGGUUGUUGGGCCUGUGCAUGUUGCAGGCAUUGUGCACCAGGGCACCCUCCUUGUGGCUCGAACAGAUAUGACAGGUCAGGUGGAAACUGGUCCUAAUCGAUUCUUUGUCUCCAAAGGCACUGUUCGUCAUGAAAGAGGGUACCCCACUAGUUUGGAGAUCAGUGAUGGAGAUACAGUGCUGGAAAUGAGAAAACAGGCUGCUGCUGACCACCCUAUAUUUGAUACAGUCCUCAAGCCCAGUGAUGAGAUCCUCCCUUCCGACCUACCUCACAUUGACACAGUAUUUGAGGUGUAAUCCAUGUUGUUUAUGUUUUUGAAAAUUUGUAGCAGGUCUGAACUCGAUCCACAGGCAAGGAAACUUUCCCUGUCUCGUACCGUGAGGCCAAGCUAGCUAUAUCGGAGAACUAUCCUCAAGUUUUAUCCACCCAAUAUAUUGCCAACGAACCAUCACGGGCGGCAAAUGCUGCAUUGUCUGCUUGUUGUCGCGUUAGUCUGAACUCCCAUGGAACUGGCUGGAAUAACCAUGUACAUAUGCACCUUUCGAGAAAG
Molecule: messenger RNA, 4670 nt
Organism: Seminavis robusta
Lineage: Eukaryota; Bacillariophyta; Bacillariophyceae; Naviculales; Naviculaceae
Source: the annotation of a GenBank genome assembly